AUGCCUUUAUCGUUUGGGGGAGUUACCACAAAACUCAUAGCCUCAAACUCACCAUCAAAUAAUUCUUCAAGUUUUUCUAGAAUUAAUGCAUCAAAUGGUUCAGUAGUUCAACAAGAAAUAUGUGGCACAGAAGAACUUUCUUGGAAAUCAAGUCCUAUAAAAUAUGCUGGUUGCGAUUCAAAUACUUUAUCAAGCUCAUUUUUUUUGUCUAUAAGUAAUUUAAGUAGCUUUUCAACUUUAGCAUGUGAAGCAGCUGAAGUUCCAAAAUACAGAUAUGAUUCUAAGGAAAGGAAAUUUGAGAAAUUUGAAUCAAAUGAUUCAAUCCGAAUAUUCGACUCACUAAUGAGCACAGAUAUUGAAAGCCCAGAAUAUGAUAGCAAUAAUGAAAAAGCUACCUUUUAG
Molecule: messenger RNA, 402 nt
Organism: Diversispora eburnea
Lineage: Eukaryota; Fungi; Glomeromycota; Glomeromycetes; Diversisporales; Diversisporaceae
Source: the annotation of a GenBank genome assembly